Micromonas pusilla CCMP1545 is the source of this 1446-nucleotide messenger RNA. RefSeq lists its product as uncharacterized. The transcript is spliced from 3 exons. Gene Ontology annotation, cellular component: IRE1-TRAF2-ASK1 complex. Gene Ontology annotation, molecular function: protein serine/threonine kinase activity; ATP binding; RNA endonuclease activity. Gene Ontology annotation, biological process: protein phosphorylation; IRE1-mediated unfolded protein response; intrinsic apoptotic signaling pathway in response to endoplasmic reticulum stress. The record is from RefSeq and is a predicted model, not a curated record. The annotation marks the transcript as partial. NCBI's taxonomy places the organism in Eukaryota, Viridiplantae, Chlorophyta, Mamiellophyceae, Mamiellales, Mamiellaceae.
GAGGGCGCGCUCGACGGGCGCCCGGUCGCGGUCAAGCGCCUGCUUCUUCAGUUUUAUGAGCUCGCGCGAAAGGAGCUCGCGACGUUGAUCGCGUCCGACGAGCACCCGAACGUCGUGCGGUGUUACGCGUUGGAAGAAGACGCGGAUUUCGUGUACGUGGCGUUGGAGCGAUGCGCGUCCACGCUCGCGGCGUUGGGACCGACCCGCGCGGGGUUGCGGAUCAUGCGCGACGCGUGCGCGGGUCUCCACGCGUUGCACGCGCGCGGCAUCGUCCAUCGCGACUUGAAGCCGCAGAACGUGCUCGUGACCGCAGCGUUUCGAGGCAAGCUCGCGGACAUGGGGCUCGCGAAGCGGUUGAACUUGACCGAGGGGACAACCGGCGACGAUCGCGGCGGCGGCGGCGGCGGCACUUCCGGGUGGAUCGCGCCCGAGCGUUUGCUCCACGGCAGGCAGGCGCGCUCGGUGGACGCGUUUUCGCUGGGGUGCCUCCUCCACUUUUGCCUCACCGGCGGCGGGCACCCGUUCGGGGAGCGGUACGAGAGAGACGCGCGCGUGCUUCGAGGCGACCACGACCUCCGCGCGCUCGACCACCUCCCCGAGGCGAGAGACCUCGUGUCGAGCUUGAUUCGCGCGGACCCGGCGGCGCGGCCGACGACGUCCGAGGUGUUGCUCCACCCGAUGUGGUGGAGUCGCGAGACGCGGCUUGGGUUUCUGAACGACGUCUCCGACCGCGUGGAGAUGGAGGACCGGGAGAAGGGCGGGCACCUGCUGCUCGCGGAGCUGGAUCGAGGGUCGUGGCGCGGCGCGCUGGGGGGGAAGGAGUGGACGUCUCGGCUCCCCGCCGGGUUGCUCGACAACCUCGGCAAGUACCGGAGUUACGACGGACGCGCGCUGCGGGACUUGCUUCGCGUGAUACGCAACAAGUCGAACCACUACCGUGAGCUCCCGAAGAAGAUCCAAGACGAGGUCGGGUCUUACCCGGACGGGAUGUACGACUACUUCGCGAGGAAGUUCCCCGGGUUGCUCCUCCACGCGUAUCGAUUCGCGAAGGAUAACUGCGCGCACGAGCCCGAGUUUCGAAAGUUUUUCUUUCCGAGCGACGACGGCGGCGGCGGCGGAGGCGACACCCCCGACGGCGGCGGCGGCGGCGGCGGUGGGCGAAUUGACGGCGGAAGCGGCGUCGGCGGCGGCGGCAUCGGCGGCGGCGGCGGCAUCGGCGGCGGCGGCGACGGCGCGACGUCCGCGUCGCUCGAACGCGCCGCGCGAAAGGCGGCGUCGCGUUCCCAAAAGCGGGCGGCGGAACGCGCGGCGGUCAUCGACGCGACGCCGCCGGUGACGUACCCCUCGCGCCCGGGGCAGCCCGAGUGCGUCUUCUACGUGAAAACGGGAAGGUGCAAGUUCGGGCACACGUGCAAGUUCCACCACCCGCCGGGGAUACACGACUGA